CGUUACCUUUCAACAGUCGUCGUUCGUACCGCCGUUGAACCAAAACUCACUCCCAUUUCCAGUAUGAAGAUCGGUUUCAUUGGAGCUGGAAAAAUGGCCCAGGCCUUGGCAAGAGGCCUUAUUAACUCAGGACGAAUUGCCCCAGAAAACAUAAUUGCCAGCUCCCCCAAACAAGAUGUGGCUUUGCUUAACGAGUGCAAGCUUCUUGGUCUUCAAACCACUCAUGACAACACAGAGGUGGCACAUAAAAGUGAUGUCGUUUUCCUGGCUGUGAAACCUCCCCACGUUAGCAAGGUUACUUCCGAGAUCGCUCCAAUUUUGAGUAAAGAACAGCUGGUUGUUUCUAUAGCACUAGGAAUCACUAUAAGAAACAUUGAAUCGCUACUUCCUGCGAAAUCUCGCGUAGUGCGCGUGAUGCCGAACACCCCAGCUGUGGUUCGGGCAGGAGCUUCCGCUUUUGCUAUGGGUUCGGCUUGUCGAGAUGGUGACUCAGAGAUUGUGAGAGAUCUACUUAGCACAGUCGGAUUUGCCGUCGAAGUGCCCGAAGCGCACAUCGACCCGGUGACCGGUCUAUCUGGAUCCGGUCCCAGCUACAUGUUCGCUGUCAUAGAAGGACUUGCUGAUGGAGGGGUGAAGGUCGGAUUGCCUAGAGAUCUAGCCAUACAACUGGCUGCAUACACUUUGCUUGGAGCCGCUAAGAUGGUUUUGGAAACAGGUGCGCACCCCGCCCAGCUGAAAGAUGAUGUGCAAAGCCCUGGAGGUUCAUCGGUCUAUGGAAUGCAUAAGUUGGAAAGAGGUGGAUUGAAGGGCCUUCUUAUGGAUGCUGUCGAAGCUGCCACUAGUCGAUCCCGUGCCACUGGCGACAAAGCACUUCCUCGCGAUAUUAGAAAUACAGAGCAGGAGAGAGUCGAAGAGGAGAUCGACAUUUACGAGCCAAUUCGCCAAGCCUUCAGACGAUAAGCUCAAAAUCUACAAUUUGCCUGUCAACUUCUUCGUCUUGGAUUUUGCACUUGAAUUUGACUAUUUUUGGGUCUCUGUGAUAGCGGCGCCGCAUGAUCAUAAUUUCUUUUAACUUCUUAAUAAUUUUGUGAUAUUAGGCGUUGAUUAUGUGGACAAGCUUGCAUGCAUUUCUGUAAAAUAUUGUAAUGUUUUU
This is a messenger RNA of Cylicocyclus nassatus, 1153 nucleotides long. Lineage: Eukaryota; Metazoa; Nematoda; Chromadorea; Rhabditida; Strongylidae. The record is from the annotation of a GenBank genome assembly.